UGGCGCAUUUGGCUGCAGGCAGGUUGUGAGGGCGCUUUCUGCAGCAGCAUGCAUGCAUGUCCAUAGACGUCAUUUGAUUUUAAUGGCCUGCAGGAAAUUUGGCGUUACAACUCCAGACAUUAAGGCAAGGGAGAGAGAGAGAGAGGGAGUGAAACAGAGAGCGGGGACACGGGGAAAAAUCGCCGCAUGAAAGAUAUUGGUUCAAGGAUAUCUCUUCAUUUUCAACAUAUUUUUCUACUGGGACUUUAUCAACAAGUUACUGCGCCUUUAUUGCAUGUUGCCUGAGUGAAGGACUAUGGCAGCUCGCCUGGCUUUAAACUUUAGAUUCAGGCUAGAGAUGGAGAUGGAAAUGAAUGCCUACUAGCUGGAACUGCCUGGGGAACUAUUACAUCAGACGAAAUGACAAUGAUUAAAAUCUGCUUUUUGCUGCUCUAAAUCUAUUGAGCGGCAGUUGCCUGUUAGGUUUCCUACCCCCUCUAAAUCACAACUUCACACCGUUAAGGGGAACGGUCUACUUUAGCCGGGAAAAAAAUAGAUAAGUUAUUAUAUCUGUGCAGUCAUAAUUUCGCGAAUAGGGGGGUAUCACGUUUUCUUCCUUGAGAAAAUUGCCUGGGCGAGAGAGUGGAGUUGAGCUAAUUGUAGCCUAAUCCCUGGCCCAGAGGCGCUUGGGCUGCCCGGAGCAAGAAUUUUCUUUUUUAGCUCUGCUCUGUUAUUUAGAGACGGAUUAUUGGCUUUCUUCUUCUCAUAACAAACCACAGGGGCAGUUUCAUUUAGGCACAAAAAAGCAGACAAGAAGCCGAAAUACGAAGCAGGAUUCCAACAAGAGCGCACAUUUUUUACGCGUAUCCAAAUAAGAGCAGAGAAGGGGAAGGAGAUCAUCUCAUCUAUGUUCAAGGUUCGUGCUGGAGCUGGAUGGCGGUGUAGUUGUACCACAAACUCGGGGGCAUUUGGAGAAAUUAUUUGAAAAUUUUGGGGGUUACGCGGACAGCAGCUGGGACUGACCUCCGGCACGGAUUUCCUCUGGAUGCCCUACAAUGUUUGAAACGGAGGGAAGAAGCAUGUCACGGCUGUCUCUGACCCGGUCCCCGGUCUCUCCUCUGGCCGCUCAGGGGAUCCCUCUGCCGGCUCAGCUGACCAAGGCGAACGCCCCGGUGCACAUCGAUGUCGGGGGACACAUGUACACCAGCAGCCUGGCGACCCUCACCAAAUACCCAGACUCAAGAAUCAGUCGUCUGUUCAAUGGCACCGAGCCCAUCGUGUUGGACAGCUUGAAGCAGCACUACUUCAUAGAUCGGGACGGCGAGAUAUUCCGCUACAUUCUCAGUUUCCUCAGGACCAGCAAAUUGCUCCUUCCAGAUGACUUCAAGGACUUCCACCUGCUGUAUGAGGAGGCGCGCUAUUACCAGCUGACGCCUAUGAUCAAGGAGCUGGAGCGUUGGAAGCAGGAGCGGGAGCAACGACGGAUGGCACAACCCUGUGACUGCCUGGUGGUUCGCGUCACACCCGACCUGGGAGAGAGGAUCGCCUUGAGCGGUGAAAAGGUCCUCAUCGAGGAGAUCUUCCCAGAGACCGGAGACGUUAUGUGUAACUCAGUCAAUGCCGGCUGGAACCAGGACCCAACACACGUCAUCCGCUUUCCCCUCAAUGGCUACUGCAGGCUCAACUCCGUCCAGGUUCUGGAGCGUCUUUUCCAGAAAGGUUUCAGCGUGGCGGCGUCAUGCGGAGGUGGCGUGGACUCAUCCCAGUUCAGUGAGUACGUGUUGUGUCGCGAGGACCGGCGGAGUCUUUCCAUCAACACGCCCAUCAGGAUAAAACAGGAACCCCUGGACUAGAGCAUUUUGGGAAGAGGGACAGCGAACCCCCCCAGUACUCCUGUCAUCUUCUCACACCACCCCACCCAGCCUACCCCUGCCCCCUCCCUGCCCCAACAGGACCACAACCACCCCCAACAUACCUAAGUAUUAGCAGAGGCUUGUUAACCUUGCCAGCUCUGCAGAACUCUAAGGGGAAUGUAGUACCAAACAAAGGAAAAAAAGCAUCAGCAGCAAAAGCUUUUGAUUAUGUUAAAUAACGCCCAAAGAAUCUGGGACUGUGAUGAAAACAACAAUGACGACGACAAAUAGACUCAACAGCAGCUCACUUGCACCAUUUUAGCACCGUGACUGGUUGAUUUCUCCCUCUUCUUCUUAUGAAAAAGGUGUCCUGACCCUUUUGGAGUGGUACAACUGCCCCCUCCUAUAAUCCCAAUUCAUUCCACUCCCCAAAACACACACACAGACACACACCCUUCUAACCCUCUUUCAUUGGUGUAUCAUCCGAUUCUGUCUCUGUAUGAGGACCCAUGUCUGGCCUGCUGUGGGACAAGAAAACGUUGGCAGACAGGACGCUGUUAAGGAUGACAGGAAGAGGACAUAAUCCCAUCUCACGAGUCCCCAAAAAGGCCCCAGUCCCAGCGACCCUCCGACCCUCCAACCCCAUCCCACCUCACUCCACAGGGCCUUGCUACAGACGGCGGGGGCCCUUGCUGAAAACAGCAUCGUUUGCCAAACUGAUUGUUUAUUACAAUUUUCAUUGUUGUUUCUAAAGUAUGUUCUUCUUGCUCCUUUUGCUGUUCUUAUCAUGACAUGGUGUAAACAAUUAUUAUUAAUAGGAUUAUUUUUAAUGUCUCUUUUUUCCUUUCUCCAAUAUGAAGGAUGUAUGAACGUUGUAUUCAUUAGGCUUUGAGAGCUUGUGAGGGAGCGUUUCUUGGCAGUAGCUGCAGAAACUCAGAUGUCUGCAGGCUAUGUGGCUAAAGCGAUCUGGCUGGCAAUGCAUUCAGAGCCGGAAAAAGUCCCAUUGUUCAAACGGGGAUGGAAGAGAACCUGGAUCUUUCAAAAUUGUUUAUAGUCAAAUGUGUAGCACACAUAAAAAAGUGCUCUGGAAUUUCUGCUUAUUAGCUCUAAAACAUAUCUCGGGUCUGUGAUCACAUUCUCUCUCCUGGGCACAAACCUUUGCUCCUUUUUAGCAGAAGUUUAAGAAAGUCUGACAAUUUUAAAUUCAGGUUUGACUUGCACAAGCUCCAAGUGUAUUGCAGUUUUGAUGAGCUAGAAUGUUAAAGACUUGAGGACCAAUGUGGACUUUACCAGUAUGUCUCAUGAUCAGCACGAGAUGUACUCUAAAUGCUUAAUGUUUCUUUGCACUUAAACAUUUCCUACAGAGCUGCCCUGCCUUGUUUCCACCAAACACUUGUUUGAACCCAGUGACCAGUGCCAAGUCAAGCUGUUUAUCUUCUCAGAACAUUAAAACAUUAAAAACAAGCAAAAGUUACAACAGAACCAAUACCGUAGCUACCAAAGGAGACAAGGUGCCUAUGUUGUUGGUUGUACAAACAAAAAGGCAUCAUCAUCGUCAUCAUUGCAUCUUUUUUUAGACGCAAUGACACUUACAGUGUCUAGCUACAAAAGACGCAAUGCAUUAGAAAAAACUGUGUGAAGGGUACCAACAUUUGUUCCCCAGGCCUCCAGUCUUCACAGUUUUGUUAAGAAUAGCUAACAGUACCUUCAGACAAAGUUUGAGAGACAAUGUCUCUGUUUGUUUCAAUAUUGUCACUUCUAAGCCAAGAUUAUUUCAGUGGUUCUUCACAUGUAUGUAUGGCAGAACCCAAAGUGAACUGUACUCCCAGCAUCAGCGUCUUAUUCACAAAGAGGCGAGUGGGCGGCAUUUAUUCUAUCCUGCUCUCAUUCUUUUGGUCUUAUUCUCAACAUUUCUGGAUCAAAGAUAGAAACAAGAAAGGCCAAGUUUUCAUGCUUUGUAUUUGUGUGUAACUUACAGAUGCUGUUUCUUCUAUUCUAAAAGACUGAUAAAAAAAAAAGAAGUCCAUUCUGAUCUUUGUGAGCUCUGGCAUUUGUUUGAGUUAAACUGGGGUUGUUUUUGUAAACUGGUUGUUCAUUAAAAAUGGGUGGUAGUUCUUCUGACCAUGUUGUCCUAAUAUCUGCUCUCUCCGGAUGGCCGCUGAUUAAACAAGGCCAAUGAGUGGAUAAAGAUGAGCUCGGUGUAAGUGUAGCUCCCAGUCCAGCGCACUCCACCCCGGGGGUCUCUCACAAUCAAGCCCAUCUUUGUUCUGACCUGCCAGUGGCCUGCGCCUUUGCAUCCAGUCGCCUCAAAGGGAAUGGUCAACCAGGCCUUUCAUGUGCCAAGGCAUGUUGGGCUCUUCACAGCGCUCCUCACCCCCCUCCGCCUCCCCAAAGGCUCCCAGCUCAGUGAUGCCAGUAGAAACUCGGGUUGCACCCCCUGCUGCUGUGUCAUCCCCAUGCCCUGGUUUUUCAAAACCUCUCCUACACUGUGGCUUGCUGGACCACACUGCAACAAACCAAACUGAUGAGUCAAAUCUGAGCAUACUCAGAACUUACUGACUUGACUCUGCUGCUGAUUCCCAGAUCUUUGAUCCAGUUGUUACGAGGUGUGGAAACUCAUCUGGGUCAGUUCUUGAGGAAACAGGGGUAAAAAACAAUCAGUGUUGUACUAAAACCACACAUCUGCAAGAUUCACUUUUUUUUCAGGGAGGAAGGAAAGAAGGCAUAUUUUCUCACUGAUGUGGCAUUUGGAAAUCAUAGAAUGGGGUUUUAUCAGCUUUAAAGAGCUUAGGGGUCAUGCGCAUUAGGAUAAAAACAUAAAUUGCUAUUCAAACCUGCACAUACAGUGAGACAAAGAAACAAAAAUUGCAGUUUGGGGUUUCUAUCUGCAAUAACUAAACCUGAGAUGCCCCUUUCAACUCAACAGGUUAACUCCAAAGCCAGACAAACUUGACAAGACUGAAAACUUCACAGACAUGUUCACACAUGCAACUCUUUUAGAUGAAGUGCUGGUCAGUGUUUCAGCCAGUUCAAAUGGCAUUCACUCCACCUCUGAGGCGGGUCAGUUGUACAGUUAUUGUAUAUUGAAUUAUCAGGACUCUGGGUUUUACGGGGACCCUCGUGUUUUUAUGAGACCUCUUAGUCCUCUUCACAAAAAAUAAUGAAAAGAAUUCAAAGCAUUACAUUAUGUACAUAUGGAUUAAAACAUUUCAAAGGGUAUAAUAAGGUGCAAAUGUAUAUUAUUUAAAGUGUUUUAAACAAUUAGACUGUGGUAUUAAAGGGCAUGUGUUCAUUUACAGUGUCUCCAUUUGACUUUUCUUGCAU
This is a messenger RNA of Epinephelus fuscoguttatus (brown-marbled grouper), 5156 nucleotides long. RefSeq names its product BTB/POZ domain-containing protein kctd15. NCBI's taxonomy places the organism in Eukaryota, Metazoa, Chordata, Actinopteri, Perciformes, Serranidae. The record is from RefSeq and is a predicted model, not a curated record. Gene Ontology annotation, biological process: protein homooligomerization. Bases 1035 to 1832 code for a protein of 265 amino acids. The transcript has 6 exons. Gene Ontology annotation, molecular function: protein binding.